UCGGAUUUCCAUGUUUAGAAAUGCACCAAUCAGAACAGAGUAUUUCCAUCCAGCAAGCAAGCCAGCACGAAAACAAGCAUCGUGUACCGCUGGCUUUAUACUGAAAAUGUCUACCGAAAGCACAAUCGACGAGAAAUGCUAUACCGUUGACUCAGCGUCUGUCAUAAAAGCGGAGUCAGAUGAAAAUAUCGAGAAUGUCAAAAAUGCACCGAGUUUCACCGAAAUACUUACUGCAGACUUGAAGAUGUUAAGAAAUAUUUUGUUACUUCUACCUAAUGAACGUCCGGAAGAAAUAAUGGAAAUAAUAAAAGAACGCUUAGAUCAACAUUAUUAUAGAAUAACUAAUUCGGAAAAUCCAGAAUUGAAUGACGUUAUAAUUCUUGCUGAAUCUUUUGUCAGCGUAUAUCAUAUAAAUAUUAUGCAAUGUGAAAUAACAGAAAAAUAUUUGUAUUUAAACGAAUUUUUGCUUACACGAAGUUUGAUAUUGUUAAAGGACAAAGAACUGGAUAGAAAAGCUAUUAUUAUAGCAAUGGAGACAUUUAACGAAUUGAGUCACACUUAUAGUCAACAAAAAGACCUGAUGAAAUCUUUACAAUAUUUAAAUAAAGCAAUGGAUUUGUAUAACACAUAUACGAAAGGACAGGAUGACUUUCCUAUCCCUAUCAGUAUUCUAUACGUUGUGGACAAUGAAAAAUAUUCAAAUACUCUAAAUUUACUGAACAAACAGUAUAUGUGUACCUUAAUAUCUUUAAUAAUGUUAAGUGACAAAGUCAAACACGAACUAGAUCUAGAGAAAAUUAUGAUGUAUAUACAUAAGUUACUAAGGAAGCAGUCAGGUAGUGAAGUCAGUACAUAUAGGUAUAGUAAUAUAGAAUGGAUCAUAGAUGCAGUAAAAUUAGCUCAAUAUUUUUUAUCGCAUAAUCGUUUCAGUGAAUGUAAAACCUAUCUUAGCAUUGCGUGUAUUUUGAUGCGGUCAUGUUUUACCCACUAUUACUCCGAACUAAUUGUACACCUGUCUUGUGAAAAGAUGGGUUUUGUUUAUAUGUUCUAUAAAUCCACCAUGUCUUGUAUUCUUACGUGUUGGGUGCAAUAUGGACUCAUCCUUUUGUACUCAUCGAGCAAACAAAUGCUAAAAAUAAAGAAUAGAGAUAAUCUUUCUAAAGUAAAUAAUUUUAGGCCGAAAACUGCAAUAAAGUCUGUUAAAGAUUUAACAUAUACAUUAAUAUCUCCGGUCGCAGAACAAAUAAGUGAAGAAAUUAUCUAUAUAGCCGAAGAUAAUUACAUUACAAACUACAAUGAUGCUAAAAGAAUUUUUGUUCGUAUCCUUGAAUUGCUCAGUUAUCAAAAAGUGGACAAAUUAAUUUCUGAUAAGAUAGCAUCUCGUGUAGAAAUUGCACAAUAUAUUUCUAGAGCGUACAAAUAUUUAGCAUUUUAUGAACACGACAAAAUCAAGCAGUUGAAACUACAAAAACGGCGAAUAGAAACUUUAGAAGAUUGUUUAAAAACGUUAGAGGUAGAAAAAGAUCGAAUUUACUGUAUUUUUGUAUAUUUUGAGCUAGCAGUUAUUAAUUCCACUCUGUUGCAAAUGAAGAUCGAAAGUUUAGAUGAAGAUAAAUUAAUUGCAGAAGAACUAUCAGAAAUUGAUCAAUUAGUAAAAAACAGUGUGAAGUAUUUCCAGUUAUAUAUAGCGAAUUAUAACAAUGUACAGUUUGCACUGGCAAAUAAGAUGGUUGAUGAAAGGUAUAUAGUUAUUUCUAACUUAAAUAUAAAAAAUGCCUUAAGAUAUAUAAUAUUUUAGAACCCGUUUUCUCAGACUGUUAUGUAUAGUUAUGUAUAGACUGGUAUUUAAAAAGAAUUGAAAAAUGUAGGUAUAUUUUCCAGGUCAAUGAAAAUAUUUCUAAGUUAAGAUAAUUUUUAUUUAAAAGAAUCUUUAUAUCAUAUUUUUUAUAUACUUAUUUACGUAUUUAUAUAUAAUAUAUUUUAUUAUGUGCAUGCGUACGAGUAACAUUGCAUAAUAUCCAUAUAUAUACACACACAGAGUGGCUCCCACAAUCUUUACAGCUCCAUAUUUCAAAGAUUAAGAGAGAUGUAAAAAAGUAUUUUCAAUAGUUGUAGGAUAUCGAGAGAGAAAACGGACAGAGUAACAUUUAUUUAAAUUCUUAAAAUAUUUAAAUUCUUAAAUCGUGAAAAAUUCUGAUCAAAGUGAACUUUUAAUGAUAUAUGAUUUUAAUUAUAUGGUUAUUUUUUGAUAUAAAUUAAUUCCUCAAGUCAUUUUAUAUACAUAAGUGCUAGAGUAAAAUCAUCAGAAAGUGAAUCUUCUGAUAUUUUAUGUUUUAUCCUGUUCAGUACGAGAUAUGUAAUAUUUUAUAAACUAUUUACUUUUCGAACAUUCUAUUUUAAUACUUUCUUUUUCGUACGUAGAAUGAUUGUUAAAAUCGAUUAUUGUAAAAAAUAUACAGAGACUAAAUAAGAUUCCGUGCAUUUUACAAAUUUAUUGAUGCAUCGGUUUGCAAAUAUUAGUAACACCGAUUGAUUUCCCUCCUUAUUCGUACAAGAGUAUUAAGAUGAGAUGAUUGAAAGUAAAUAGUUUAAGAGAUAUUUUAUAUUUUAUAUUGAAAAAAAGGACAGAAUGUAAAAUAUACCUUGGGAAGCGUUCAUUUUUCGAUAAUUUUAUCCUAGCACUUUUGUACGCAAAAUGUGAUCAGAGAAAUCAAUUCAUGUCGAAAAAAUGUAAAUUCAUUUAAAAUGUAACGUUGAUCUUGAUAGAGUUUUUUAAAGUUAUUCCAAGGUCAAAUAAAUGUUACUAUCUUUUUUCCCUCUCGAUAUUUUACAACUUUUGUUACAGAUACUUUAUUAUAUCUCUCUUAAUUUCUAAGAUAUUAAACUGCAAAUAACUAUAUGGGCUAUCUUUUAUAUAUAUAUAUAUAUAUGUGUGUGUGUGUGUGUGUGUGUGUGUGUGUGUGU
This is a messenger RNA of Odontomachus brunneus, 2964 nucleotides long. Its product is annotated as KIF-binding protein-like. Bases 11 to 1798 code for a protein of 595 amino acids. The record is from RefSeq and is a predicted model, not a curated record. The transcript has 2 exons. Lineage: Eukaryota; Metazoa; Arthropoda; Insecta; Hymenoptera; Formicidae.